AUGGCCCAGGCCCUGGUGCAGCCUGGUGAGCUGCAGGAUGACUCCAGCUCUUUGGGGUCUGACUCAGAGCUGAGUGGGCCCGGCCCAUAUCGCCAGGCUGACCGCUAUGGCUUCAUUGGGGGCAGCUCAGCAGAGCCAGGGUCAGGUCACCCUCCUGCAGACCUUAUCCGCCAGCGGGAGAUGAAGUGGGUGGAGAUGACCUCACACUGGGAGAAAACCAUGUCUCGGCGGUACAAGAAGGUAAAGAUGCAGUGCCGGAAAGGCAUCCCUUCGGCCCUGCGGGCCCGGUGCUGGCCCCUGUUGUGUGGGGCCCACGUGUGUCAGCAGAACAGCAGUGACACUUAUCGGGAACUGGCUGAGGCCCCUGGGGACCCACAGUGGAUGGAGACCAUCGGCAGGGACCUGCACCGCCAGUUCCCUCUGCAUGAGAUGUUUGUGUCACCCCAGGGUCACGGGCAGCAGGGGCUCCUCCAGGUACUCAAGGCCUACACCCUAUAUCGGCCGGAGCAGGGCUACUGCCAGGCCCAGGGCCCUGUGGCUGCCGUGCUGCUCAUGUAUCUGCCCCCAGAGGAGGCCUUCUGGUGCCUGGUACAGAUCUGCGAGGUUUACCUCCCUGGCUACUACGGGCCCCAUAUGGAGGCUGUACAGCUGGACGCCGAGGUGUUCACGGCCCUGCUGCGGCGGCUGCUCCCGCGUGUGCACAAGCACCUGCAGCAGGUGGGCGUCGGGCCCCUGCUCUACCUGCCCGAGUGGUUCCUGUGCCUCUUCGCCCGCUCCUUGCCCUUCCCCACGGUGCUGCGUGUCUGGGACGCUUUCCUUAGCGAGGGUGUGAAGGUGCUGUUCCGCGUGGGGCUGACACUGGUACGCCUGGCACUGGGCACCACUGAACAGCGCCAGGCCUGCCCGGGGCUCCUGGAGACGCUCGGCGCCCUUCGAGCCAUCCCGCCCACCCAGCUGCAGGAGGAGGUCUUCAUGCCCCAGGUGCACAGCGUGGCCCUGUCCGAACAGGACUUGAAGCGGGAGAUCAAGACCCAGCUGGCCCAGCUGCCCGCGUCGGCAUCUGGGCCACCCCCGAGGCCGCAGGCCCGCCUGCCUGGGGCCCAAGCCAUCUUUGAGGCCCAGCAGCUGGCAGGAACCCGGGGAGCCACCAGGCCCGAGGUGCCCCGCAUCGUGGUUCAGCCCCCGGAAGAGCCCAGGCCGCCACGGCGCAAGCCCCAGACCCGAGGCAAGACUUUCCAUGGGCUGCUGACUCGGUCCAGGGCCCCCCCUAUCGAGAGCCCUGCCAGGUCCCAUCGAGGCUCCACCUCCUCCCUGGACACCCGAUUCUGA
Molecule: messenger RNA, 1329 nt
Organism: Lipotes vexillifer (Yangtze River dolphin)
Lineage: Eukaryota; Metazoa; Chordata; Mammalia; Artiodactyla; Lipotidae
Gene: TBC1D10C
Product: TBC1 domain family member 10C
Exons: 9
Coding region: 1-1329 (442 amino acids)
Biological process (GO): regulation of GTPase activity
Molecular function (GO): GTPase activator activity; small GTPase binding
Source: RefSeq, a predicted model, not a curated record